CAAAAUGUGUCUCUGGUUUACUGUUUCUCAGGUUCACAGUCUGUCAGACCGUUUCCCCGUACACGUGAUCACCGCCACGCCAGCUCAAGCACAGGUGUCACCGGCUUGCACAGCGUUGGCCGAUUGACUGGGGUCUUAGGUACUGCACGGAUCAUCUCUCCAUGGUGUGAGUCGCGGCAGCCGACCCACAUCGUCCCCGCGCCUGAGAUCUUCCGACACUCGAAUCUGAUGGAGAGCAAGGAAGUGGACUCUGCGAGCUGCGGGGGACCUGCAGGUGGAGUUCUGUUGCCUCGACCUGUGCUCGGCCUAUUUGCAGUGCAACAUGCAUGGGAUGGCGUCACGUCGAGAGCGGGCUGUGAACGCGGUGGUCCGUGCACAAUUGUACCAACGUGCCAAGGCCCCAAGUCGAGCUCGCGAUCUCGCUCUCGGACCUCCAGCGCCUUAGCUCGCCCCAAACCGGCUCUUCUGAGGUGCACAGCAGCCAGCGCUGGCAGUGCUGCUCGUGUUCUUCCAAGUGGCGAGUACGGUGAGGAUAUAGUCUCCUCGACAUCUCCCCGCCCUCCCUACUCUUCACCGCGCUCUCGAACCACAGAACAUCCAGACGACAUCACCCACUCUGACCAUGUUCGCUCUUCUCCUCCUUGCUCCCCUCGCUCUCGCGCAGGCCACCUUUCCCACUGAGUGUUACGGGGCCUGCCUCUCCUUCAGUUCGGCGUACGCCAAUUGCAUUCCCAACUUGAGCAACGAGAAGGACUGGGUUGAGUGCCUCAAGCCCCUUUGCCCGGGCGGCGCGCUGCACA
Cutaneotrichosporon oleaginosum is the source of this 800-nucleotide messenger RNA. RefSeq lists its product as uncharacterized. Lineage: Eukaryota; Fungi; Basidiomycota; Tremellomycetes; Trichosporonales; Trichosporonaceae. The record is from RefSeq and is a predicted model, not a curated record.